AUGCAGGCGCUGUCUCACGCGCGAGAGCUGCGCGACCGGCUGCUCCGGCAAGAGCGCGAGAGGUCCGUGCACCGGGUGCUGAUCAUCAGCCUCGAGAGGCAGCCGGAGCGGAGGCGGCGGUUCCUCCAGCAGCUCCAACGAUUCCCGGAGCUGAUGUGCCGGGCGGAGUGGGUCAAGGCAGUGGACGGCUCCAAGCUGCAGCUGCCGGAGGUGCCAAAGAGCAUCGUGGACCCCGUGGGAAUCGAGGAUGCGGCCACCCCACGGCAACAGGUCCUGGGCUAUGUCCUCACCAGGGGCGCCAUUGCUUUGGCCUGGACUUUGCAUGAUGUCUUCGAGUUUGGCAACGACCAGGACGAUGAGCAUGUCUACCUCCUUUGCGAGGACGAUGCCAUGCUUUCCCCGAGCUUCACAGAGGAUUUCGCAACUCUUCUGGCGCAUGCCGUUCGCCAUGAUCCCUUCUGGGAGGUGCUUCAUGUUGGGUACAACGUGGCCUCUACCACCGUGAGACCUUGUGGACACAGCUCUUGCGCUUCAAAUCCGGCGGGAUGCGUUUUGGGGCGCCCCGGGCCGCUCUUCGGGCUGUACAGCCUGGCGGUGAGGCCCCAGGGCGCCCGGAUCUUAAGGGAGCGACUCUUCCCGGUGAGCCUGCAGGUAGACACAGAGCUCUCGCGCGUGUACCAACACUUGGCGAAAGAGACGGGAAGCUUGGAGGCGCGCGCCUACGGCCAUCGCCCAGCCAGCGGGGCAGCGCUGCGGGCCUGGGGCCCAGUGCCGAAGCCUCCAGAUUCCAAAACCUUCGAGGAUACAACGCAAGAUUGGCAGGUGCUGAACGACAAACUAAGGCUUGAAGGCCGCCCAAGUCGCAGAGUUCUCUACGUGAUGAGCUUGGAAGAGGAGAUGCCGGUCGACAGCCUGAACUUGGAGACGGCCUCCUUCACUGUGCAGGGCUCCACUUUCGAGGUUCCCAAGAGGUACCAGAUCGAUGAGCCCAUGAGCCAUGGCGCCUAUGGCAUUGUGUGUUCAGCGGAGGAUCAGGAGCUGGAAGAGAAAGUCGCUCUCAAAAAGAUCGAGGGGGUUUUUGAGCACAUCACCAUUGCCAAGCGCACGCUGCGGGAGCUGCGGAUUCUGCGGCAUUUGCAGCACGAGAACCUGAUGCAGGUGAAGAACAUCUUCAUGGUGGGUUCCAGGUCAUCCUUCAAGGAGCUCUAUGUUGUGUCGGAGCUUAUGGAGACCGACCUGGCUUCCACCUUGAGGUCGUCGCAGGUGCUGACAGACGACCACUGCCAGUUCUUUUUGUACCAGAUCCUGCGGGGCAUGAAGUAUGUCCACUCGGCGCAGGCGGAUGAGAUGUCUUGA
Messenger RNA from Effrenium voratum, 1356 nucleotides. The record is from the annotation of a GenBank genome assembly. NCBI's taxonomy places the organism in Eukaryota, Dinophyceae, Suessiales, Symbiodiniaceae.